UCAAGCUCAAGAAGAGGACAAGCUACAGCGGUCAAAUAUCGGGUCCCGUGGUCGCAUGCUGGCGUUCAUCUCAAUCGCUUUCAUAGCAAUCUCCGCGCUGAUCGGUCAGCUCCUGCUCGCCGAAGGGGACACCAGCAUAGGCGAACGACUCUUGGAAUGGGUGUCGCUGUUUCAGUCGUCGCCAUGGGAGGACAUCGACUCUGACGCGCAGACAUUGCCAUUGGACCUGUCAGGUAGCACACCCUCUGCGCUACCACUCAACAGCACUCUGGGCUUCUCCAAGAUCUACGUACGACACGCGAGCCCAUAUGACAAUCGUCGCGACGAGUUGGCGAUGAUGUCGGCCGUCUCUAACCUCUCCGUGGCAUACAGCGAUAAGCCUCUGUGGAACGCAGGUACGAACGUCUCACUGGCCGGUUUGCCCUGGCACGAUUCAUUGCUGUCGAAAGAGGAGCUGGCCGAGUAUCGGAGCCAUGCUACAGUCUGGCGCCGAAUCCUCGAUGAGCAGACACCAAGCGCGCUCAUCCUGUCAGAUACUGUUGACUGGGACAUCAAUGUUCAUGCCCAGCUUCAGCGAUUGCAGACACCUUUGGCCACCCUCAUCAGCGCUUACGAGCAGCAGCAAAGUAGCAACGCGCACGGUGACCCGCGAAAGCCCUCCCGCCAGGAUCCGCUCCUCAGCAACGCCUGGGACAUCCUCUUCCUCGGAUGCGAAGAAGAGCUGCCGCUUCCGAUGGCAGUCGACUUGGCCCCAUUCGCACGCUACGAUGACGAAUCAGUGGCGCCCUCGAGCACGAGCAGCCCGACCUUCGUCGAGCUCUUGGCACACUACGGGAUGUCGCUGGAAUGGGCAAUGGCAAUACCGGGCGGAGCGUACGAAGUUGUCCCGGGAAGGCGGAGAGGCCCGCCAAGGCAGCGAUUGGUAGCCGUGGCUCAAUCACCUCGAUGCUCAACAGCCUAUGCCAUCUCGCGACGAGGGGCUGCUAAGCUGCUUCAUACCAUCAGCCGGGGUCUUGAGAAACCCGUGCACGACAUGGUCGCAGAUCUAACUCAAAGUCGGCAGCUCCGGGCCUUUGUGACGCUCCCGCCCCUCAUGGGAGAAUGGGUGCAGGAUACGAGUGAAGACAACGUGCGGCGUGAUCCGUCUUUGGGAAGAGCGGAUAACGUACGAGACAGCGUGCGCCAGCAUCUGAAGCGGCUGAUUUGGGAGAUGUAAGGCAGUGAGGGCGGCAGGACAGUCAGGGUGACCGCAUGCUUGGCCGUAAGCCACUCGUCAUGAGAGUAUUACUAUGCAUUCACAAGACUUUCCCGCGGUGAUCUGUCAUUCCAUUGUGGUCGCCGAAUUCGUCGUCGUCGUCGUCGUCGAUUGAAUUAGCAGGCG
This is a messenger RNA of Jaminaea rosea, 1381 nucleotides long. RefSeq lists its product as hypothetical. The record is from RefSeq and is a predicted model, not a curated record. NCBI's taxonomy places the organism in Eukaryota, Fungi, Basidiomycota, Exobasidiomycetes, Microstromatales. The coding region runs from base 56 to 1216 and encodes 386 amino acids. The transcript is spliced from 2 exons.